AUGGAAAAAAACAGCAACAUCACUGUGUUUAUUCUGUUGGGACUUUCACAAAACAGGAACAUUGAAAUCCUGUGCUUUGUAUUAUUUUCAUUUUGUUACAUAGGUAUUUGGACAGGAAAUGUGCUCAUAAUGAUUUCUAUCACAUGCACUCAACUAAUUGACCAGCCCAUGUAUUAUUUCCUCAAUUACCUCUCACUCUCUGACCUUUGCUACACAACCACAGUGACGCCCAAACUAAUGACUGACUUGCUGACAGACAGGAAGACCAUUUUCUAUAGUAACUGCAUGCUACAGCUCUUUACCACUCAUUUAUUUGGAGGCAUCGAGAUCUUCAUUCUCACAGGAAUGGCCUAUGACCGCUAUGUGGCCAUCUGCAAGCCCCUGCACUACACUGUCAUCAUGAGCAGGCAACGAUGCAACACAAUCAUCAUAGCUUGUUGCACUGGAGGAUUUGUGCACUCUGCCAGCCAGUUUCUCCUUACCAUCUUCUUACCAUUCUGUGGUCCCAAUGAGAUAGACCACUACUUCUGCGAUGUGUAUCCUUUGCUGAAAUUGGCCUGUUCUAACACACGUAUAAUUGGCCUCUUAGUCAUUGCUAAUUCAGGGCUAAUUGCUUUAGUGACCUUCAUUGUUUUGAUGUUGUCUUAUUUUUUAAUACUGUACACCAUCAGGGCAUACACGGCUGAGAGCCGCAGCAAAGCUCUUUCCACUUGCAGUUCCCAUAUAACAGUUGUGGUCCUGUUUUUUGCACCAGCUUUAUUCAUUUACAUUAGACCAGCCAUAACAUUCCCAGAAGAUAAAGUGUUUGCUCUUUUCUACACCAUUGUUGCUCCCAUGUUCAACCCUCUGAUCUACACACUGCGGAAUGUGGAGAUGAAGAAUGCCUUGAGGAAGGUGUGGUGUCAUCAGACACUCCUGAAGAUAAAGUGA
Molecule: messenger RNA, 930 nt
Organism: Lepus europaeus (European hare)
Lineage: Eukaryota; Metazoa; Chordata; Mammalia; Lagomorpha; Leporidae
Product: olfactory receptor 4P4
Exons: 1
Coding region: 1-930 (309 amino acids)
Biological process (GO): G protein-coupled receptor signaling pathway
Cellular component (GO): membrane
Molecular function (GO): G protein-coupled receptor activity; olfactory receptor activity
Source: RefSeq, a predicted model, not a curated record